Messenger RNA from Cuscuta campestris, 3489 nucleotides. NCBI's taxonomy places the organism in Eukaryota, Viridiplantae, Streptophyta, Magnoliopsida, Solanales, Convolvulaceae. The record is from the annotation of a GenBank genome assembly.
CCGCCCUCCGAAGGACUGGAAUACCGCAAUUUCUGCUAUUUUUAAUCGAGGAAUUGCUCUGUUUUCCACCAUUCAUUUGACCUUUUUUUCCUUCAAUCGCAAGCUCUGAUCGCCGGAAAAUAAUCUGUCCGAGGAUCGUUGAUAUCUCCGGAGCCCUGUUUGUGGAACUUUUCAGAGCUGAAAUAAGGAUAUUUUGAGGUCUAAGUACUCUUUCGUGAAGACACCGCACCGUGAUUGUUGUAUGCAAUGUCUAGCUCUGUGAAAGGUUUGGAACCUGCAUUUCAGGGAGCAGGCCAAAAAGUAGGCAUUGAGAUUUGGAGGAUUGAGAACUUCCAACCAGUUCCUUUGCCAAAAUGCGAUUAUGGUAAAUUUUACUCGGGUGAUUCAUACAUUGUCUUACAGACUACUGCUGGUAAGGGUGGUGCAUAUUUCUAUGCCAUACACUUCUGGCUUGGGAAGGAUACUAGCCAGGAUGAAGCUGGAACAGCUGCUAUCAAAAGUGUAGAGCUUGAUGCAACUCUUGGAGGGCGAGCAGUACAGCACAGAGAAGUACAAGGUCAUGAAUCUGAUAAAUUCUUGUCUUACUUUAAGCCCUGCAUUAUGCCAUUGGAAGGUGGUGUCGCGACCGGAUUUAAGAAACCAGAGGAGGAAGAAUUUGAAACACAGUUGUAUGUUUGUAAAGGAAAAAGAGUUGUUAGAUUGAAGCAGGUCCCGUUUUCUCGAUCAUCACUGAAUCAUGAUGAUGUGUUUAUUUUGGAUACCAAAGAUAAGAUAUAUCAGUUCAAUGGUGCAAACUCCAAUAUUCAGGAAAGGGCCAAAGCAUUAGAAGUAAUUCAGUUUUUGAAGGACAAAUAUCAUGAAGGAACGUGUGGUGUUGCUAUUGUAGAUGAUGGAAAUUUACAGACAGAAUCAGACUCUGGUGAAUUUUGGGUGCUUUUUGGUGGCUUUGCUCCAAUUAGCAAGAAGGUUGCUAGCGAAGAUGAUAUUAUUCCUGAGAAGUCUCCUGCUAAGCUGUUUUGCAUUAUUGCUGGUCAGAAUCCUGUUGAUGGUGAACUUUCCAAAUCUAUUUUGGAAAACAACAGGUGCUAUUUGUUGGAUUGUGGCAGUGAAAUAUUUGUUUGGGUUGGCCGUUUAACCCAACUGGAUGAAAGGAAAGCUGCUCUCCAAACAUCAGAGAAAUUCGUCAGAAGUCAAGGGAGACCCAAGGCAACACAAAUUAUUCAUCUCAUUCAAGGUCAUGAGACAAACUCCUUCAAGUGCAAGUUUGAUGCUUGGCCAUCAGCAUCAUCAGCACCUGCUCCUGAAGAUGGAAGAGGGAAAGUUGCAGCUUUACUGAAGCAACAGGGCGUUGGAAUCAAAGGUGCGACCAAGACUGUUACGGUAUACGAGGAAGUUCCCCCUUUGCUUGGAGGAGGUGGAAAAAUAGAGGUUUGGUGCAUUAAUGGAAGUGUAAAGACCCCAGUUGCCAAAAAUGAUGUUGGUAAAUUCUAUAGUGGAGAUUGCUACAUUGUCCUAUAUACCUACCCAACAAAUGAUAAGAAAGAAGAUUAUUACUUGUGUUGGUGGAUUGGAAAGGACAGUGUUGAGGAGGACCAGAAGACGGCUUUUCGGUUGGCUACUGCUAUGUGCAAUUCACUGAAAGGAAGACCUGUAAUGGGUCGAAUAUUUCAAGGGAAAGAGCCACCACAAUUCGUUGCAAUCUUUCAGCCCAUGGUGGUCCUUAAGGGGGGGCUAAGCUCUGGCUACAAGAACUACAUAUCUGACAAAGGCUUAAAUGAUGAAACCUACACUACUGAUUCAGCUGCUCUUAUUCGGAUAUCUAGAACUUCAGUGCAUAAUAACAAAGCAGUUCAAGUUGAUGCAGUGGCAACUUCCUUGAACUCACAUGAAUGUUAUCUUGCUCAAUCUGGGUCUUCAAUGUUCACUUGGCAUGGAAACCAGAGCACUUAUGAGCAGCAGCAAUUAGCCAUGAAGAUUGCUGACUUCUUGAAGCCAGGAGUAGCUGUGAAGCACACUAAAGAAGGAACUGAGAGCUCUGCUUUCUGGUUUGCUAUAGGUGGGAAACAAAGUUAUAACAGCAAGAAAACAGCCUCAGAGGUUGUCCGUGAUCCUCACUUAUUCACUUAUUCUAUGAAUAAAGGAAAAUUUGAGGUUGAAGAAGUGUACAACUUCUCUCAAGACGAUCUGUUGACGGAGGAUGUUUUAGUACUAGACACACACGCUGAAGUGUUUGUUUGGGUUGGUCAAUCAACUGAUCUCAGCGAAAAGCAAAAUGCGUUUGAAAUUGGGCAGAAAUAUAUAGAUAUGGCGGCAUGCUUAGAGGGAUUAUCUCCUAGUGUUACAUUGUAUAAAGUGACUGAAGGAAACGAGCCUUGCUUCUUUACUACAUAUUUCUCAUGGGAUCCUGCAAAAGCAAUUGCAAAUGGAAACUCAUUCCAGAAGAAGGCUAUGCUACUCUUUGGAGUAGGUCAUGGUGCAGAGCCAAAAUCCAACGGGGCAAAUCAGGGUGGACCAACACAGCGAGCUUCCGCCUUAGCUGCUCUGAACUCUGCAUUUACUUCAGUAUCAAAACCAAUUGUAACAUCGGGGCCAGCAGGAAAAAGUCCGCGAUCAGGGAAAAGCCCAGGGUCACAAAGGGCAGCUGCAGUAGCGGCUCUAUCUUCUGUUCUCUCUGCUGAAAAGAAACAGCCAACUGAUACCCCUCCUGCACGAUCAAGUAAAAGUCCACUAGCAGAAUCAAGUCCUUCUGCCGGAAAUGAUAAUGAAAAGGCUUCUUUUGAGGUUGAAGACCCCAAAGGAUCAUCUCCUCCUGCUCCUACAGUUAAGGAAACAAAUGUGUUUGAACCUACGGUGGAGACCAAUGGUGAGGAACACGAGGAAUCAAAAACAGAGCAAGAACAAGAUGGCAACGACAGUCACACCGUAUUCAGUUAUGAACGGCUGAGGGCUAAAUCUGACAAUCCUGUAACCGGGAUUGAUUUCAAACGCAGAGAGGCUUACCUAUCUGAUGAGAAUUUUGAGGCUGUUCUUGGGAUGAAGAAGGAAGCGUUCUAUAAGCUACCGAAAUGGAAACAAGACAUGCACAAAAGGAAAGUUGAUCUCUUUUAGAUUUCACAUAUACCAAAAUACUCCUCCCACUCGUUUCUCAUGAUUAUAUACUCCGUAGUAUAUUUGUUUGCAGUUUUUCUUGGCUGGAUUUGAACAUCCACCAUCUCUACUGCACUUGGCAGUAGUUUUUUGUUUUUUUAAUCUGCCUGCUUGAUGAGUGCUUUUUUUUUACUCCCCUCUUUUUACUGCUGUGUUUGCCCCCACAAAAGUCAACGGUUGCAGUUAAAAGACGGCAUGAAGCCAGGUUGGUUCGUUGAUCCGCUUGAGGUUCAGUUUCACUCAGUCACUUUGUUUAUUGGUCAAAAAGGGUGUAUAAACUGUAUAUGUGUUUGUACUCAAAUUGAUUGAAUUCAUUGCAGACAAUAAUUAGCAUUCUGAAGU